Messenger RNA from Closterium sp. NIES-67, 902 nucleotides. Lineage: Eukaryota; Viridiplantae; Streptophyta; Zygnematophyceae; Desmidiales; Closteriaceae. The record is from the annotation of a GenBank genome assembly.
GUUCAUGCUUUGAUAGAGUACAACACAUUAGGUCAGAUCCUCUCACCCACUUCCGCCCUGCUCGUCUACUCGCGCGACAUACAACAACACGUCGACCACCUACGACGCGUCUUCGAAAUUCUUCGACGAGAACGAUUGUACGUCAAACUAUCCAAGAGCGACUUCGCCCUCGAAAAAAUCCAAUUCCUCAGACAUAUCGUAAGCGCUCAAGGAGUUCACGUCGACCCCAAGAAAAUCGAAGCCCUGGGUACGUGGAAGACACCCAAGAACGUGAAGGAGUUACAGCAGUUCCUUGGCUUUGCUAACUACUACAACAGGUUCGUGCCACAAUACGCGAAGAUCGCCGCGCCACUCACGAAUCUGCUAAAGAAGAACACGCCCUAUAAAUGGGAGCCACAACACCAGGACGCCAUGGAGCAGCUGAAACAAGCACUCACGUCCGCACCCGUACUCAUCUUGCCAGACCCCGAACGUGACUAUGUCAUCGAAGCUGAUGCCAGCGACCAGGCAGUGGGAGCAGUCUUGAUGCAAGACCAGGGGAAUGGCCUGCAACCAAUUGCCUACCUCAGCAAAAAAUUAUACGGGGCAGAACUCAACUACCCGAUACACGACAAAAAGGCCCCUGCUAUAAUCAUCGCCUUCAAAACGUGGAGAUGCUAUCUUGAAGGACGCAAGGCAACAGUCUACACCGACCAUUGCAGCCUAAAAUAUUUGAAGACGCAACCAAUCCUCUCCAGGCGGCAGAAGUUACGAAGAAAUGUUUGAUGGAUUUGUUACAACUCAUUGGAAGUCCUUGUCAGCUGCUACACCAAAGUUGGAGAGCCCUAUAACGAGGAGGGACCAGCAUGUGUGGGACUUUUGUCCCCACCUUGCAGCUGCAGCAUUUGGGGUUUGGAGGCCAA